AUGCUGAUCAAAGAACUAGCACAAAAGCGUCGCCUUGUCCUCGACGGCGCCAUGGGCACACAGCUUGAAGAGAUCAUUCCACCUUCGUCCCCCAUGUACGUGAAGGGGUCCCCCUUGUGGUCCACUGAGGUGCUUUUGGGAGAUCCCCUGAUCAUUGAGCAGGUACACAGAAACUACCUUGAGAAGGGCGCCGAUAUCAUCAUCACGUCGACGUAUCAGGCAUCUCAGGCGACGUUGGCCAAGCACAGGGGCAUGGGUUUGGAGGAAACCCGCAAUGUGUGGAAGAUCUCUGUGGACACAGCAAAGAGAGCAGUGGACGGUGUUCUGGAUGGAGGAAAACGCUACAUUGCGGGCUCUAUAGGGCCCUUUGGAGCUUACUUGGCCAAUGGAGCCGAGUACAGUGGAGAAUAUGGCGACGUUGGUUUGGGCAAAUUGGAGGAGUACCAUACGGAGCAGGUACGCUUUUUUCUUGCCAACAGAGACACAGACUUGAUUGCAUUCGAAACAAUCCCUUCGUUCGACGAGGUGAAGGCCAUUGUGGAGCUUGUGAAGCUGUUCAACAUUUCUAAAGAGUUCUACAUCUGCUUCUCUUGCAAGACCAGCACCACCCUCGCAGAUGGAACAGACUUGAGGGAGGUGAUACAGUACAUUCUACAGCAGAGAUCCAUUUCUUCAGCAUUUGAUCAGUACCUCAUUGGCGUGGGAUGCAACUGUGUUGAUUUUGAGCUCGUCACAGAUUUUGCCAAUUACGUCAACGAAAUAUCCUCUUCUCAAUUGUCCUUGGUUGUUUACCCAAACCUUGGUUUUAGCAACGACAUGGCUGACGUGAGUCAGUAUGGCUUCAAAUCAAACACAGAAAAAUGGAAGGACGCAUUGGAGCAGUGGUGCAAAAUCCCAACUAUUAGGCUCAUAGGAAGCUGCUGCAGUACAGGCCCAAAUGAAAUAGCAGUAGCAAGGCAAGUGGUGGACGAAACUACAAGAAAACAGGAUAAGUAA
This is a messenger RNA of Candidozyma auris, 996 nucleotides long. It is a transcript of the gene SAM4, whose product is annotated as S-adenosylmethionine-homocysteine S-methyltransferase. The transcript has a single exon. The coding region runs from base 1 to 996 and encodes 331 amino acids. Gene Ontology annotation, molecular function: S-adenosylmethionine-homocysteine S-methyltransferase activity; zinc ion binding. Lineage: Eukaryota; Fungi; Ascomycota; Pichiomycetes; Serinales; Metschnikowiaceae. The record is from RefSeq and is a predicted model, not a curated record. Gene Ontology annotation, biological process: S-methylmethionine cycle.